This is a messenger RNA of Rosa chinensis, 663 nucleotides long. RefSeq lists its product as uncharacterized. The transcript has a single exon. Lineage: Eukaryota; Viridiplantae; Streptophyta; Magnoliopsida; Rosales; Rosaceae. The coding region runs from base 1 to 663 and encodes 220 amino acids. The record is from RefSeq and is a predicted model, not a curated record.
AUGGGACAGAAGAAAACAACUACUUUUGCAUAUAUCAAAGAAAGGCUAGGGGGAAAAUUGAAGCAUUGGCAAGGUAAGCUACUUAGUGAGGCAGGCAAGGAUAUUUUGAUCCGAGUGGUGGCACAAGCACUUCCUAAUUAUGCAAUUAGUGUGUUUCAACUCACAAAGAACUUUUGUGAAGAUCUUCAGCAAAUGUGUGCACGUUUUCGGUGGGGAAGUAUCACAGAUCAAAAGAAAAUUCAUUGGAAGAAAUGGGAUGAUUUGUGUCAUGCCAAAGAAGUUGGUGGUUUGGGGUUCAGAAGUUUCUCUGAGUUUAAUAUGUCCAUGCUUUCUAAACAAGCGUGGCGUGUGGUUUCUAAUCCUGAAACUUUGAUUGCACAACUUUAUAAGGCCCGAUACUUCCCAGACGGCUCUUUUUGGAAUGCAACGGAGCAUGCAUCUCCUUCAUAUUCUUGGCGUAGCAUUUUUGCUACUAGGGAUCUGCUGAGAGAUGGGUCUAUUUGGCAAAUUAGGGAUGGUGUUAGUGUUUCUGUAGUGAAUGAUUCAUGGAUUCCUUCUUUGCCCUCUCAUAAACCGCAGGUUAUUACUGCUAACCAGCAUGAUGUGGUGCUCGUAAGUGAUAUUAUUGUGGCACCUAACGUGUGGAAUGAAGAGAAGGUGUAA